GCCCGCUGACCCUGCUGCACCACGGCCCUCUCGCCAACAGCCCUGGGAACAUCGCUGGGACCAGGGGCCCUGCAGCCACCAUUAUGUUUGGCAGGAAGCGCAGCGUCUCCUUUGGGGGAUUCGGAUGGAUCGACAAGACCAUGCUGGCGAGCCUGAAGGUCAAGAAGCAGGAGCUGGCCAACAGCUCGGAUGUGACCCUCCCAGACCGGCCGCUGUCCCCUCCUCUCACUGCGCCUCCCACCAUGAAGUCGGCGGAGUUCUUUGAGAUGCUGGAGAAAAUGCAGGGGAUCAAGCUUGAAGAGCAGAAGCCGGGACCCCAGAAGAACAAGGAUGACUAUAUCCCGUACCCCAGCAUUGAUGAGGUUGUGGAGAAGGGAGGCCCGUACCCCAUGAUCGUCCUGCCCCAGUUUGGGGGCUAUUGGAUCGAGGACCCGGAGAACUUGGGCACGCCGACCUCCCUGGGCAGCAGCAUCUGUGAGGAGGAGGAAGAGGACAGCUUCAGCCCCAGCACUUUCGGCUACAAGCUCGAGUGCAGGGGAGAAGCCAGGGCCUACCGCAGGCACUUCCUAGGGAAGGAUCAUCUGAACUUCUACUGUACCGGCAGCAGUUUGGGGAACCUGCUUCUGUCCAUCAAGUGCGAGGAGGCUGAGGGCAUUGAGUACCUUCGGAUCAUUCUCAGGUCCAAAGUGAAGACAGUGCAUGAACGGAUCCCCUUGGCUGGACUGAGCAAGUUGCCCAGUGUCCCUCAGAUUGCAAAGGCUUUCUGUGAUGACGCAGUGGGGCUGAAAUUCAACCCUGUCCUGUACCCCAAGGCCUCCCAAAUGAUUGUGUCCUAUGAUGAGCAUGAUGUCAACAACACAUUCAAAUUUGGGGUCGUUUAUCAAAAAGCCAGGCAGACCCUGGAGGAGGAGCUGUUUGGGAACAAUGAGGAGAGCCCAGCCUUCAAGGAGUUCUUGGACUUACUGGGGGACACGGUCACGCUGCAGGACUUCAAAGGUUUCCGAGGAGGCCUGGACGUGACCCACGGACAGACGGGGGUGGAAUCAGUGUACACGAUAUUCCGGGAUAGGGAGAUCAUGUUUCAUGUCUCCACAAAGCUGCCGUUCACUGAAGGAGAUGCCCAGCAGCUCCAGAGAAAGAGACACAUUGGGAAUGACAUUGUGGCCAUCAUCUUCCAAGAAGAAAAUACACCGUUUGUUCCAGAUAUGAUUGCCUCCAACUUCUUACAUGCCUACAUUGUUGUGCAGGCUGAGAACGCGGGCACAGAGACCCCAUCCUACAAGGUCUCAGUCACUGCGCGGGAAGACGUGCCCUCCUUCGGCCCACCUCUGCCCAGCCCCCCUGUUUUCCAGAAGGGCCCGGAGUUCAGGGAGUUUCUGCUCACCAAACUCACCAACGCAGAGAACGCUUGCUGCAAGUCGGACAAGUUUGCGAAGCUGGAGGACCGGACGAGGGCUGCCCUCCUAGACAACCUUCAUGAUGAGCUCCAUGCCCACACACAGGCCAUGCUGGGACUGGGCCCAGAAGAGGACAAGUUUGAGAAUGGGGGCCAUGGGGGAUUCCUGGAAUCUUUUAAGCGGGCCAUCCGUGUGCGCAGCCACUCCAUGGAGACCAUGGUGAGCAGCCAGAAGAAGCAGCACAGUGGGGGCAUCCCCGGCAGCCUCAGCGGGGGCAUCUCCCACAACAGCAUGGACGUCACCAAGACCACCUUCUCACCUCCAGUGGCAGUGGCAACGGCGAAGAACCAGUCGAGGAGCCCCAUCAAGCGGCGGUCAGGGCUCUUCCCUCGUCUGCACACGGGCUCUGAAGGCCAAGGGGACAGCCGGACACGAAGUGACAGUGCAUCCAGCAACCCCAAGACCCCAGAUGGCGCACACUCUUCUCAGGAGAUAAAGUCUGAGACCUCAUCCAAUCCCAGCUCUCCGGAAAUCUGCCCCAACAAGGAGAAGCCCUUCAUCAAGUUGAAGGAGAAUGGCCGAGCCAACAUCUCCCGCUCCUCCUCCAGCACCAGCAGCUUCAGCAGCACGGCGGGGGAGGGCGAGGCCAUGGAAGAGUGUGACAGCGGGAGCAGCCAGCCGUCCACAACCUCGCCCUUCAAGCAGGAGGCGUUUGUCUACAGCCAGUCCCCAAGCAGCGAGAGCCCCAGCCUGGGGGCAGCCGCCACCCCCAUCAUCAUGAGCCGGAGUCCUACGGAUGUCAAAAGCAGAAACUCCCCGAGGUCAAACCUGAAAUUCCGCUUUGAUAAGCUCAGCCAUGCCAGCUCCAGUGCGGGUCACUAAUGUGCAAGAGGAGUCCUUCGCCUGUCAAAGGGAAGCCCCAGUUCUGUCCUGGAGAAGACUCCUGUUCCAGCAGUUUGGGGGGUGCCGUCCACUACUCUGACCAUCGCAGGCCUGCUGCCCCACCGGCCUCCUGCCCACUGGACCAGCUGUCUGUCCCAGUGUCCUGACCCAGCCACAGCCCUCCUGCCUGCCCCUUCACCAAGACACCCUGCAAGCACCUCCCCAUCUCUGGACAAGGCCUCGUUCCUCUAGGCUCCCCCUACUCCUGCCCACCCAAUGUGAUGUGUGUCUGGGUUGUCUGUCAUCUUGUUUUGUCUGCAGAGGCGGGAGUUGGGCAAAGGGGGAUCUGGGUACUGGGGACUCAGUCAGAGACCAGAGAGGCGGAGAGAGUGGCGAAGGAGGGGAGCAGAGGCCGACAGCAGGACUGUGCCCAGGGAGGGGCAGCACUGUGUCCUGCACAUGGCAGGCACGGCAGAUGCAUUUAGUGGUGGUGGACGGAGCACUUUUCCAGGAGCAAAAUUUGUAGUCCUCGAAGAUGUCCUGAUAGAAAUCAGCUCUAUUGCUCCCACAUCUGUGGAGCUCCCCAACAUCUGUUUGCUUCUGUACCAGUAACUUCUUACCCUCUGCUGACAUCAGGCCCAGGGCUGCCUCUGUCCCUGCUCCCUGUAUCUUGAGCGGCCGGUUGAAGCUGAGACACAGCCUGGCGUGUGUGGGAGCGGGCGCUGCACUGUUCCUUGACAGCGGCUGGAACUUUCGUCCCACCUGAUUUCACUCAGGCUCCUGAUUGCGGUUGCUGUGGGAGAAGCCCUGUGUCAGUCCCUCCCUUUUGAGCAGAUGUUUUUCCAUGAAGGGUGGGCAGCCAGCAGUGAGAAGGAAUUCAGGGAGGGGAGCCCGCGAGUGCUGGGGCUCUGGCUGAGGAAAACCUCAGAUCCGAGGACCAGGCUGGGAUCAGGUCUCUACUGGGUGUGGAAGUUCGUGGAGGAGUUACGUCCACCCACCACUUAGAGGAGAGCUGCGGUGGCGAGGUGGGGACAACACAUCAGGUUUGGUCAGGCUGGUGUGUGGGCGUGGGACUUAGAGCCGUGUCCUUCUGCACUUUAUAUUCCUGGCAUCUGUGGGGGACCCAGUGCUGCCCGAGGGACUCUUUCCAGCUACUUGCCCUUCUGCCGUGUCGGGGUUUGAUCCCCCUAAUCCUCCUCUUCCCCUCUCCAACUGCGGGUCUGUGGGCAGUUGUCACAUCUGUGGGAUUCCUGCAACCUGGGCCCUGGCUGGGUGCAGUUCAUACACAUCCUGCCACCUGCACCCUCAGCCAGAUCCCCCUUCGCUGGGUGAGCCAGCUCGCUCUCAGAGGAGCAGCCCCCUCUCGCUUCUCAGCCCUCCGAGUCUGCAGUGCGAGAGGUCGUUUCUGCUGACCAGCUCGGGUGGGGUUUAAGGUGGGGUGUCCUCCAGGUAGAACAUAGAGUCUGAAGAGCAGACCCUUGGAGGUGCUGCAGCUUCAGUGCAUGUGGGGCCUCUGUGACACAGGGCUGCUGGGGUGACGCUGGCUGGGCUCUUGCUUUAACUAGCAGAUGACAAGGAUUUCCAACCAGAUGCUUAAUUUGCAUUGGGAUCUGGGCCUGUUCCCAAGUCCAGGCCUAUAAAUGUUACACUUGUUUUUGACCCAUGUGACAAUUUCCCCAUUGCUUUGGCCGUUAGAGCAAAACCAUGAUCGUCUGUCCCCCUACUCGCAUGGACAUUAUGGGGUCCCGUUUGCGGGCUGGGCAGACCUCUCCCCUCACACUGUUUGGGAAAUGUGUUUACUUAAAGUACUAGUCCGGUAAGAUUUAUUCUAGUUAGAAGGUCACCAAAUAUCUGUUUAGCUUUUAUUAAAAGUCACUGGAGCGGCACCCACUGCUGGAACGAGGCCCGCGGAUUCUGGCAGCGCUCUGCUGGCUGAGUUUCUGAAGGAACUUGAAAGGUCAAACUGCAUUUCUUUAAAAGCUAUUCCAGGGUUCUGGCUCACUUCCCUGGGUAGCUGGUAUUUACAGCUGCUGGGUGGUUGUGCUGUGCUGUGUUGUGUUGUGGUCUGGGGGUCCUCUGGGGUUUUCAGGUUGUCCUCACUCUUUCCUACUUGGGAACCUCAUUCUCACCUUCCCCUGCUGCUCUGGCUGCACCUCCCCUCUGCAGCCCUCACCUCCUGCGAGGGCUUUACCCCUGCCUCUGAGCCAGUGGCCAGGAUGGCUGGGUGUGUCCAGAGUGAUAGGGGCACAGGCAUGCCGCCUAAGAAACACAGACCUGAGAAGUGUUGUCUACCUUCCGUGUGCUAAUGGGGGCGCUCUGGGAAGGAUCUGAACUGCGCCUGGGUCCUGCAUCACCAUCUCUAGAAACUACAUCCCCCGGCUUCCAGAGUGCACACGGCCAGCCCCACUGAGGUCCCAGGGCUGAGGGGGAGGAGGAGAACGAGGACCGGGGGGUCUCCCCUCACCCUUCUGGACCGUGGGGCAGGCAGCUCGGGUUCUUGGAGGCUGCUUCUCUCACAUUCCCCUUGUGUCUGCUGUGGUCCAAAAUGUCUUUCUUUUUAUUGCUGCGCCCUGUGUUAGGGCUCAAAGAUGUGCUCAAGCCUCGUUGGUCCUUGUGACUAGACUCAUCCUGAUGGUGCUGAUGCUGGUAUUUGAGGCGUUCAGCUUGUGAUCUCCGGGACACAGGAGAAGUGUUUCCUGGACAUGUCUCUGGCUCUGGGAACUGCCUGCCUCACAGAAGAAACUAUACUUGUCAGGUUCUGUAGGGCACCCAUAGGCCUCUGCUCAGUCGAUGCUUAAAAGCAGAUGCAGAAAGAGCUUGAGUUAGAAGGUCUUAGCUAGAGUUUCUGUCUAUGCUAAUAAGUAGAAAAUGGUGUUUCUU
This is a messenger RNA of Ceratotherium simum simum (southern white rhinoceros), 5159 nucleotides long. NCBI's taxonomy places the organism in Eukaryota, Metazoa, Chordata, Mammalia, Perissodactyla, Rhinocerotidae. The record is from RefSeq and is a predicted model, not a curated record.